AACGUACAACCAACUAACAAUUGAUAUAUGCUUAUGUGACCUCCCUUGAAAACACCUAACUUAAAUUCUCUCCAUCACUUUCUUCCCUUUUCUUUGAAAUGGCACCAUCACUUCCAAUAACAUUCCCUAUCUUACUCCUACCCUUAUUCUUCUCCCUCUCCCACUCCUCUACACUCAACUCCUUCAUCUAUGGUGGCUGUUCUCAACUCCGAUACUCCUCCGACGACUCCGCCUACACCUCAAACCUCAACUCCCUCCUCACUUCCCUCGUGAACUCAGCAACCUACAUGUCCUACAACCACUUCGCCGUCGCGGGGACCUCCCCGCACGACGUUGUCUACGGCAUCUACCAAUGCCGAGGCGACCUCUCCAUGCCAGACUGCGCUACAUGCGUAGCCAACUCGGUUAGUCGUCUAGGAGCCUUAUGCCCUGGUGCAUGUGGAGGUGUCAUUCAACUCGAAGGGUGCUACGUUAAGUAUGAUAAUGACACGUUCAUUGGUGCCGAGGAUAAGACAGUGGUCAUGAAAAAAUGUGGCACUCCUACGGGGAUAGCUGAUAAGAUAACGAACCGCGACGCGGUGUUAGAUGGGGUGGUGGGUGGUGGAGGAGAGAUUUAUAGGGCGGGAGGGUCUAAGGAUGUUGCGGUGAUUGCGCAAUGUGUAGGAGACUUGAAUGAAGGGCAGUGUCAAGAUUGUUUACAAGAGGCUGAUAAACAAGUUAAGAUGGUUUGUGCAACAAGUGGUUACGGUGAUAUGUAUUUAGGUAAAUGUUACGUGAGGUAUACUAUUGGAGGUGGUCGUGCAUAUUUCAACACUAAUAAUAUUGGAUCCGACAAAAAUAAGAGUGUGAAGACAUUCGCUCUAAUUAUUGGACUAUUAGCUGCAAUUGUUAUCGUCAUCAUAUUUCUCACUUUCAUUUGCCGAGUCUUUGCUGGAAGUAGUAAAUAAAUGGCUAAAUUGUGACUGGCAUUUUUCUUCUAAAAAUGGCUGCUUUAAGCGCCAGGCCUUUUCUUCUUUCUUUCUUUUCCUCUUCAUAAUGUCAACUUUCCAUCCAUUCUUGCUUCUCUUGCUUUAAAAAUGACAUUAUUAUUACUCUUUCUUUUGUUGUUACUUUAUAUAUAUAUAUAAUUAUAAUAGUAGUAUAUUGUAA
Molecule: messenger RNA, 1149 nt
Organism: Beta vulgaris subsp. vulgaris (sugar beet)
Lineage: Eukaryota; Viridiplantae; Streptophyta; Magnoliopsida; Caryophyllales; Amaranthaceae
Product: plasmodesmata-located protein 7
Exons: 3
Coding region: 99-947 (282 amino acids)
Cellular component (GO): plasmodesma
Source: RefSeq, a predicted model, not a curated record